This is a messenger RNA of Centruroides sculpturatus (bark scorpion), 4582 nucleotides long. Its product is annotated as RNA-dependent RNA polymerase 1-like. Gene Ontology annotation, molecular function: RNA-directed RNA polymerase activity. Bases 196 to 4437 code for a protein of 1413 amino acids. Gene Ontology annotation, cellular component: nuclear RNA-directed RNA polymerase complex. The record is from RefSeq and is a predicted model, not a curated record. The transcript is spliced from 8 exons. NCBI's taxonomy places the organism in Eukaryota, Metazoa, Arthropoda, Arachnida, Scorpiones, Buthidae. Gene Ontology annotation, biological process: siRNA processing.
CAUUUCAGAAUUUAUAUUAUGGAUAAAUUUUGAAUUUUAUUACUGAUUUUAUGAUUCUUUUUAUUAAUUAUUAAUUUAAUUGCAUGACUUCAGUUAUAUUUUCUACAGAAAAUUCCUAUUUAGAAUCAAUAUUAAUCCUCCAAAAUUGUUUCUACGAGAAAUUAGGAAAGUUUAACGCAAAGAGAAAAAUUGAAAAUGGUGAAAGAAUUAGAAACGAAGAUUCUAUGGAUGCCAAAGAGAGAUGUUGCUGUCAUCAAGAAUAAAAUAAAUUAUUGUUUAGGGGCUGAAAUAACGGAUUUUGAAGAAAUUCGUCGUAUUUAUGAUUAUUACGAAGAGCAAUACAAUAAUUUAAAAUGCAGAGUAAAGUUCCCACAACGCCUUGAAGAUUAUAAAGAGAAAUUGAUACACAGAUGGUGUAAACAAGAUCUAGAGAAAGAUCAAGCAUGGUUAUCGAUGAAAGACACUAAAAUGUUUAGCACAUGUUCUAAACUAAGCGAUAAAGAAGUUCGCGUAAACAGCUUCUCUUUUUGUACAGUAGUUGGCUUGAACAAUUUAGUUGAACAUUAUAACACAAGUUUACAGAAUGCUGCCCUAUCAUUAGAAUAUAAAGUAACACAAAUCAUUGCAGACUUCGAACACGAUCGCAAGAGAAUUUUCGUAUACUUCAUAGUCACAAAAAAGAAACUUGGGAAACAGGAACAGAAUGCAAGUACACAUGUAUUACACAGAUUCGAAAUUAAGUAUUCUGACAUAUAUAGAAUAUUAAUUAACAAGUUACCUACUGAAAAAACUCUUAGUUUAUGCCUUUACCUUACAUAUCCAGUAUUGUUGUAUAGAGUGAGCAGAAACGCGAUACAAGAAUCUAGGCAUAAAAACAAGGAGGAAAAUUUUUACCUUAAUUAUCACAAUAAAGAUCCUAACACACAUUUCUUCAUUCGAGUGUCAAAAUUCUCACAUUGUUCAGAAUCAGAUAUUGGUCUUUCAAGUGUUUUAAAGUUAGAAUUAUUUUGGGAUCAAUCUUGGGAUGUGAUUUGUCGAUUGGUAAAUAAUUGUAAAGAUGUUGAUUGUUUCUUUUCGCCUCUCAAUAAAUACGACAAACCUAAAAGUUAUCCAACACCAAAGAUUUUAAAUGGAAAUUUUAAUUGUGUUUACGCAUUAAAAUGCAUUGUUUCCAGAACUAGAGAUGUUGCUGUGCAGAUGUAUUUGUACAAACAAAUCGAAUCUGUAAACGGCAAAUUAAAUGAAUUCGACAAUCCAAACAUCUUGGAGAUGACACUAAUUGAAAUCAAUGCUGCAUUUGAGAGGAAUAACAUUGUGAUUUUCCAGAAUGCACUGAAUUUCUUAUUUGAAAAAUACAAAGAUUUUGAUGAUGAAGCCAAUGGAAAUAGUCCAAAUUUAGUUAAAGUGAGAAGGGCCAUUUUGACUCCGACUCGAGUGAUAUAUUUGCCUUCUCAAUAUUAUUUUAGAUGCCGUUUCUUCAGGCAAUUUAGUGAAGAUUAUGCUCUUAGAGUGUCUGUUCGAGAGGAUAAUUAUGAACCAUUAUAUAGUUUACAAAAGAGUAAAUACGAACCUGAAAACGAAUCUGAUGAUGAAGAAAUAAUUAAUUUACUAAAAAUAAAUUUGUUAAAUGGUUUUAAAAUUGGCCAAAGGAAGUAUAUGGUUUUAGGCUCUUCAACUAGUCACUUAAGAGAACAGGGCUUAAUGUUUUAUGCAGAUAAAGAUGAUACAGGUAAACCGCUAGCUCUGAAAGAUAUAUAUCGUGAAUUAGGAAAUUUUCAGCAUAUCAAAUGCAUUCCAAAAUACAUGGCGCGAAUAGGUCAGUUUUUUUCUCAGGCAUUGGAUGCAAUUCACGUAGACAGGAGCAAAACUGAGGAAGUGGCAGACAUAACAAUCCCUCGUCAGAAUUCUGAUGGACAAUAUAAAUUUUCUGAUGGAAUUGGCAAGAUAUCUUCCGAAUUAGCAAAAAAGGUAUUUGAAAAAUUAGACAUUUUGAACGAACCCUCAGCCAUGCAGAUACGUUACGCGGGUUUUAAAGGAAUGUUGACAGUUUGGCCUGACAUGAAAGGAGAAAAGAUUAUUUUUAGAAAGAGCAUGAAUAAAUUUCCAUCUAAUAACGAAAGUUUAGAAAUUUUGAAAGUUAGUAAACCGAGAAUGGUUUAUCUAAACAGACAAAUCAUAACAAUUUUAUCACAGUUCGACAUACCGGACAGAGUAUUUUUUAAAUUGCAAAAAAGUAUGUUCGAGAAAACGUUAAAGAGUUUCAUCUACGAGGAAGAUGCAAGAGAUAUGUUAAAACAAUAUUGUGCCUUUCGCAUCAAUUAUGGCAAAAUUAACGAGUUUGGCAUUGAUAUGCUCUACGAACCAUUCUUUCUCUCAUUGCUGAGAGCUAUAUUCUAUAAACAUAUAGAUAAAUUAAAGGUUAAAACUCGUAUACCGAUUCCACCUGAUCAAGGGAGAAUCAUGUUUGGUGUUUUGGAUGAAACGAAGCAACUAGAAUAUGGUCAAGUAUUUAUACAGUACACUAAAGAUAUUUGGGAUGAAGAAGAUAGAAAGCCCGUUAAACAUAUUGGUGAAGUCUUGGUGACAAAGUGUCCCUGUAUGCAUCCCGGUGACAUUCGUAAGUUUCAAGCAGUAGAUAUCCCGGAAUUAAGUCACAUUAAAGAUUGCAUUGUCUUCCCGGCCAAGGGAAAACGUCCUCAUCCCGAUGAAAUGGCUGGGUCCGAUCUAGAUGGCGACGAGUACUGUGUUAUCUGGAUGGAAGAUUUAAUUUUUAAAUGCGAAAAUUAUAAACCAGGAGACUAUCCGCAUUUAAAAGAAAAAGAACUAGAUCGUGAAAUAAAUGCUGAAGACAUGGUGGAUUUCUUUUUGAAAUUUAUAAGAGAAUCAAAAAUUGGAAUAAUUGCAAAUGCACAUCUUGCAUGGACAGACGUAGAAUACGAUGGGAUAUUUAGUGAGAAGUGCAUAAAAAUUGCCGAAAAGCAUGCCAGGAGUUUGGAUUUUGGGAAAACUGGAAUCAACGAAACACUGAGUUCGGACGAAGUCGUGUAUGUUUAUCCAGAUUACUUUGAUAAGAAACUCGAAAAAGAUACGUACCGAUCGACUAAAAUUCUGGGUCAACUGUAUCGUUUAAGCAAAGUCGUACAACUAGGAUUUAAGGAAUUUAUCGAAUCUGAAGAGGAUAAAACAGCAUACAUCCAUUACAUAUUGGAUCCCGAUUUGGUGUAUCCAGAGAACGAACUUUACAUCAAGUCAGCAAAAAAAGCGUACAAAAAAUAUAAAAACGAAGUAGAACGUAUGUUAACUCAAUACGGAAUCCAAACGGAAGCAGAGUUGUUCUCUGGAUCCAUUUUUAAAAUGCACAAAUACAUGUCAAACAACAUGGAUUUGAAUGACAUGCAACUUAUCAAGCACAGAGUAGAAAUGUUAAUUAGAAAAAUGCGAGAGGAUUUCGUUGAGGAAUUUGUCGACAAAUUUGACUCAGGUAGAGAUAAUUUUGAAACUAUACUUGAUGAUCUUUAUGGAUCAGAGCAAAAAGAAAAGGUUUUCCAGAAAGCAUCAGCUUGGUAUAAAAUAACUUAUGAUGAGACCCAAAGAGAUGGUUCAUCAGGAAACAGUGGAAGAUUCUAUUACGGAUUGCCAUGGACUAUAAGUGAUGUGUUAUGUACAAUGAAAGGCGAGAUCGAGAAGAAUGCGAGAAACAUUUCUAGAAAAACACAAUUUCAGGAACGUUUAACACUAUCCCUCACUCAAGCUUUUCCGAACGUUUUCGAAAAUAUAACAUACCAACGUUCUGACGUAGAAAAAAUCAUCUUUAACAUAAUGCAUCAGUGGAUAAAUAACAAUGUAAUACAAGGUAACCAGUGCUUCGAUCUUGAGAGCAUAGAUGCCGUAAUAAUAGAAUUUCUUAGUUACGUGUUUGAAGAAAUAACAGAAUCAAGAGAUGGUGAAGAACAAAACAUUUCAAUCAGUGAAAUCUUAAUGGUCUUUCUGGAAAAGCUGUCAUGUAAGAUGCUUGAGAAGCAAUCCUUUAAUAGCGGAACAUUCGUAGUGCCUUAUAUAUUGAAUAAUCAAUUUUUGGGGCAGUUAAGCUUUAAAAUAUUCCUCAAUUUGGUUUGUUCUCGUAACACGGAUUGUUUUCAAGCCGUGCAUGCUGAUUUACAACUCGAAGUAGAAGAUGUAGAGGCUACUUUUCGAUUGCAAUUGGUCGAUGAUGAAUUAGCCGCAAGAUUCUGUCGACAGGAAUUUGAAGUGAAAGAAUUGUUGUUGAACUGGACGAAAGUAAAAGAAAUUUCAUACAGGCCAGAACUAGUACGUGGCAAAAAAUGGGUUGCAAUGAUAACAGUCAAAGGUAACAGGUAUGCCGUUAAUCACUUUCAAGACAUAAUAAUACAUGAAGAUUUUAAUGAUAUGAUUAUUGAAAGUAUAGAAGCUGACUGAAGGUUUUCACUUAUACAUAACUUUUUGAAGAUGGAAAAGCUAAAUAUGAAAUAAAUAAUUGUAAUCAACUUAAAAAUUUUACGAAUCUAUUGUUAUAUCUUUAAUACAAUCGGAUUUUUUAUGUUAUUUUGUUCACGUAUACCAA